Messenger RNA from Salvia hispanica, 3500 nucleotides. RefSeq names its product 26S proteasome non-ATPase regulatory subunit 1 homolog A-like. Gene Ontology annotation, molecular function: enzyme regulator activity. Gene Ontology annotation, cellular component: proteasome storage granule; nucleus; proteasome regulatory particle, base subcomplex. Lineage: Eukaryota; Viridiplantae; Streptophyta; Magnoliopsida; Lamiales; Lamiaceae. Gene Ontology annotation, biological process: regulation of protein catabolic process; proteasome-mediated ubiquitin-dependent protein catabolic process. The record is from RefSeq and is a predicted model, not a curated record.
AAAGCAAAUCAAAUUUUUUAGGCGCAGACUGAACUUCUUCUUCUCAUAAUCCUUCUACAAUUCAGUAUAAACCCUAACCUCAAAUCUCAUUAGAUCGAAAGCCUACAUUUUUGGGUUAUAGAAUGGCUGAAUCGGCAUCAGCAUCGGCAUCGGCAUCGGCAUCGGCAUCGGCAUCGGCGGCGACGUUGGUGAGUUCGGCGGGCGCGCUUCUGGCUAUGCUGAAUGAGUCUCACCCGGCUCUCAAGUUCCACGCACUCUCCCAUCUCAACACCUUUGUCGACUACUUCUGGCCUGAAAUCUCCACUGCUGUCCCGAUUAUAGAAAGUUUGUACGAAGAUGAAGGGUUUGAACACAGACAGCUAGCUGCCUUGUUGGUUUCAAAGGUUUUCUAUUAUUUGGGUGAGCUCAAUGAUUCAUUGUCCUAUGCUCUGGGAGCUGGCUCUCUUUUUGAUGUAUCUGAGGACACAGAUUACGUUCAUACUCUACUCGCUAAAGCAAUAGACGAAUAUGCAAAUCUGAAGACAAAAGCAGCUGAGACAAAUGAUGAAUCUAUACUGAUUGACCAUAGGAUGGAAGCUAUUGUUGAGAGAAUGCUGGAUAAAUGUACUGCAGAUGGAAAAUAUCAACAAACCAUAGGGAUGGCAAUUGAAUGUAGAAGACUGGAUAAGCUUGAGGAAGCAGUUAUAAGUAGUGACAAUGUUCAUUCGACAAUUAAUUAUUGCAUAGAUAUCUGUCAUUCCUUUGUGAACAGGCGAGAGUAUAGGCGUGAGAUACUCCGCCUUCUGGUCAAAAUAUAUCAGCAGUUGCCAUCUCCUGAUUAUUUGAGCAUUUGUCAGCGCCUAAUGUUUCUAGAUGAGCCGAGCGGUGUUGCAAGCAUAUUUGAAGCACUCAUAAGAUCAGAAAAUGUUGAUGAUGCACUACUGGCAUUUCAAAUUGCAUUUGAUCUUGUGGAGAAUGAGCAUCAAGCUUUCCUUUUGAAGGUGAGAGAUCUGCUUCCGGCUCCCAAGUCACAGCCUUCAGAGCCUACUCAGUUGUCUGAGUCAGCUCAGCCAGAUUCUACACAAACUGAAAUUGCUGUCACAUCUGAGGAUGUUCACAUAACAGAGGCAAAUCAAGCAGAUGAAAGCAUAACAUCUACUGAUCCACGUGAAGCAGUUUAUGCGGCGAGGCUGACAAAACUAAGAGGAAUUCUGGAUGGAGAGACUUCCAUACAGUUGACCCUGCAAUUCUUACACAGCCAUAACAAAUCAGAUCUCCUCAUUCUCAAAACAAUAAAGCAGUCUGUUGAGAUGAGAAAUAGUGUCUGCCAUAGUGCAACUAUACAUGCUAAUGCUAUUAUGCAUGCUGGAACAACUGUUGACACAUUUCUGAGAGAAAAUCUGGACUGGCUGAGUAGGGCCACAAAUUGGGCAAAAUUCAGUGCAACUGCAGGACUUGGCGUUAUCCAUCGGGGCCAUCUACAGCAAGGAAGAUCCCUCAUGGCACCUUACUUGCCACAAGGUGGCAGUGGUGGUGGCAGUCCAUACUCGGAAGGUGGAGCAUUAUAUGCUCUUGGUCUAAUUCAUGCAAACCAUGGGGAAGGCAUUAAACCCUUUCUGCAGGAAAGCCUAAGGAGCUCUAAUGUUGAGGUCAUUCAGCAUGGUGCCUGCCUGGGUCUUGGUUUGGCUGCAUUGGGCACUGCUGAUGAGGACGUCUUUGAUGAAAUAAAAAAUGUGUUGUAUACUGACAGUGCUGUUGCUGGUGAGGCUGCUGGGAUUAGUAUGGGUCUACUGAUGGUUGGAACAGCUAGUGAGAAGGCUGCUGAAAUGCUUGCAUAUGCACAUGAAACCCAACAUGAAAAGAUUAUAAGGGGUUUAGCCUUAGGAAUAGCACUUACAGUCUAUGGAAGAGAGGAAGAAGCUGAUACACUCAUUGAGCAAAUGACAAGGGAUCAAGACCCUAUACUGCGUUAUGGUGGCAUGUAUGCCUUAGCCUUGGCGUACAGAGGAACAUCAAAUAAUAAGGCCAUUCGUCAGUUGCUGCAUUUUGCUGUGUCAGAUGUAAGCGAUGAUGUCAGACGGACUGCUGUUCUUGCCCUUGGAUUUGUGCUGUACUCUGAUCCUGAACAGUGCCCUCGCAUUGUCUCUCUGUUAUCGGAGUCCUACAAUCCACAUGUGCGUUAUGGUGCUGCACUAGCAGUUGGGAUUUCUUGUGCGGGCACUGGACUUAGUGAGGCCAUAUCAUUGCUAGAGCCAUUAACCUUGGAUGUUGUCGACUUUGUCCGUCAAGGUGCUCUAAUUGCAAUGGCAAUGGUGAUGGUUCAGAUCAGUGAAGCUAGUGACUCUCGUGUUGGUGCUUUCAGGCGACAAUUGGAAAAGAUAAUCCAAGAUAAGCAUGAAGAUACGAUAAGCAAGAUGGGUGCUAUAUUAGCUUCGGGGAUUUUAGAUGCUGGGGGACGGAAUGUGACCAUCAAGUUACUUUCAAAAACAAAACAUGAUAAAAUCACUGCAGUAGUAGGCCUUGCUGUUUUCAGUCAAUUCUGGUACUGGUAUCCACUCAUCUACUUCAUCAGUUUGGCAUUCUCACCAACUGCUUUAAUUGGUUUGAACUAUGACCUGAAAAUACCCAAGUUUGAUUUCCUAUCACAUGCGAAGCCGUCAUUGUUUGAAUACCCUAAGCCUACUACUGUCCCUACCACUGCUUCAACUGUUAAACUGCCCACUGCAAUUUUAUCAACAUCAGUAAGAGCCAAAACCAGGGCUAGUAAGAAAGAAGCUGAGAAGCAGGCCGAGAAGGCAGAAACAAGUGCGGAAAAGGGUAAAUCAAGCGACAAGGAUGGAGAUUCUAUGCAGGUAGAUAGUAACACAGAGAAGAAGACGGAACCUGAGCCGUCGUUUGAAAUUUUAACCAAUCCUGCAAGGGUGGUUCGUCCACAAGAGAAAUUCAUCAAAUUUCUUCAAGACAGCAGAUACGUGCCAGUUAAGACAGCACCUUCAGGAUUUGUGCUAUUCAAAGAUCUACGUCCGAAUGAGCCUGAAGAAUUAUCUCUCACUGAGUCUCCCUCGUCAGCGACCUCUAAUGCUACUGGCGGAUCAGUCCCUGGACAGCAGGGAUCGGCCACAGCAAUGGCUGUCGAUGAAGAGCCUGCACCUCCACAACCCUUUGAAUACAGCUCGUAAACCUUUAGCAUUGGAGGUAACGUUCUGUGUUUACGUUUUGAUGGAGAAAGUUGAUGGGUUCUAGCCGGUCAGCAGGUGUUCAAGCAAGUGGCGUCUGCUGCAGAAUCUUGAAGUCGUAGCCAAUGUCGAUUGCUGCUGAUGUUUCCAACUCUUUCUCUGUCAUGCUUUUCUUCUUCCAUUUUAUUAUUUGUGGUUUUCAAUAAGGAUUAUGUACACUAAUGGAGGGCCAAAACCAGGACUCUAGAAGCUGCGCUGUCUAAGUAGCGAUGUCCAAUUUAUUCUUUUCCAUCUUGUAGUCCUUAUUUAAGUUGAAAAUUAGGGUGUGAAUUAUUCUUUCUCUGA